Molecule: messenger RNA, 1147 nt
Organism: Parathielavia appendiculata
Lineage: Eukaryota; Fungi; Ascomycota; Sordariomycetes; Sordariales; Chaetomiaceae
Exons: 1
Coding region: 379-1041 (220 amino acids)
Source: RefSeq, a predicted model, not a curated record
GGAGAGAGUCUGCGAGGCGCGGGGAGGGCCUAGAUAUAGUGGAGUGGCCAACGCUCCUUCCAACACAGCCCAUUGCCAGAAUAUGGACAGGAUGGUCGACGGCAUCCAUGGGUCAUCGCAGCCCAGGCACUGCAACCAGGGGCGCCAGUGGCAGGAGCGCCCGCAGAACCAAGGCAAGGCAGGGCAACCUGCAGCGGUAGGGCUAUGUAUGGGGCUAUGCCAGAGGAAACACGGUUGAUGCAUCACGAUACCAUUCCGUUCUUAGCGAGUCGGCCAGAGUCAGAGCGAUGCAAAGCGGUGGAGUUUUUGAUGGAUUUGACUGCAAUGCGAUGCUACGUUGGGCAGGUGCGAUGAUCUUGGUUUAGGGUUGGUUAUGUAAUGCGCAUUACUGUGUGUAAGGUAAUAACUUAUACAUCGGGCUGGAGAGUACAGUCCGGGCGGGAUCAAGGCCAACAGUCCGAGAAGCCUUUUGCCUCUUACUCCGUACUCUCCUUCUUGAACACCAAUAACCUGGUAACUGUUUUCCAGCACUCUUGCACUCAGAUCGAUGUCAGCUAUCUGUACACUAGGUACCUUAUAGGCCUAUUCACCAAAGCCCUAGUGGCCUUCGGAAAUGUCAACGUUACGUUACCAUUGAGAGAGGUUCUCGGUCUGGGCCCAGCCAGCAUUGUAUUUUCGCCGUUUCAAACUGCAAGGGCACUCCACUCCCUCUUGGCAUCGGGCCAUCAACAAAACUCAGACUCAACAGUCAAGCCUUGGCAGCUGGACGCACUCCCAUCAUCACGGCUUGCUAGCAAUCAACAGCUACGUUGCAGGAGGUGGCCUAAUUUGGGUCUGAGUUUUCACGGAUUUUUAACGCAACAAAUCCCAUGCCCGGCUAGCUCGCUAUAUGUAGCUGUCACUAGCUUAGCCUCAUCGGUUUUCGGGUUGAGUCUUAUGAUGUCCUGCAUCAACCUCAUGCAUCGUUCCAAUUCGUUACCACGUGCUUCCCAGUACAAGGUCGAUUACCUAUCCGUGGGCGAGUCCGUGCAUCUAUUUUAGGGGCUGAACAGCUAAAAUAACAAAACGACGGGACGACACGUCAGGUGAAGAAUUGAGGUGAGUAAAAAAAAAAAAAUGCCGCCCGGCUUCGUCGUUUUCCUCUGUC